Mytilus californianus (California mussel) is the source of this 405-nucleotide messenger RNA. RefSeq lists its product as uncharacterized. The record is from RefSeq and is a predicted model, not a curated record. NCBI's taxonomy places the organism in Eukaryota, Metazoa, Mollusca, Bivalvia, Mytilida, Mytilidae. The coding region runs from base 1 to 405 and encodes 134 amino acids. Gene Ontology annotation, molecular function: protein binding. The transcript is spliced from 3 exons.
AUGAUCUGUUACUCUAAUGCUACUUUGGACGAACUGGAAAGUCGAAUGAACGUUAAAUUCCAAAACAUGGACGCAUUGUUACGAGAACAGAAUGAAAGAAUUCGUAAUCUGGAGAAUACAGUGAAUAUACAAAAAGUGGAAAUAAACGAGUUAACAGGUGAACUUGGCAAUGUCAAAAUUGAAAAUGAUAAAAGACUGCUUCCAAUAAGUAUUUCUACUACUCAAACCAGUUCACGUACAGUAGCAUUUUAUGCGCAAAUGAGUACGACGGCUAGUAAUCUGGGUCAACAUCAAACCUUAGUAUUUGACGUCGUGAAAACGAACAUUAAUGGAGUAUUGAUAGAUACCAGCGCAGAGGAUCAGGUGGUCGGAACCGUCGUUUUUACUGCAAACCAAGGGGAUUAA